Camellia sinensis is the source of this 3740-nucleotide messenger RNA. RefSeq names its product DNA damage-binding protein 1. Gene Ontology annotation, molecular function: nucleic acid binding; protein binding. Gene Ontology annotation, cellular component: nucleus. The record is from RefSeq and is a predicted model, not a curated record. Lineage: Eukaryota; Viridiplantae; Streptophyta; Magnoliopsida; Ericales; Theaceae.
GUUACUGUAUAUCCGGUGGUGGUGAUGUUUCUGUCUCUACCAUUCACAGCUGCAGCUUGAAAGGGAAAACCCACUUCAAAAGCUACAAACACCCGACUCAAACCUCAAUCUUUAUCACACUUGUCACGCACACACACACACACAUAUAUAUAUAUAUAUAUAGAGAGAGAGAGAGAGAGAGAGAGAGAGGGUUAGGGUUCCACAGAGCGAGAGAGAGAAAGAGAACGAGAAGAUGAGUAUAUGGAACUACGUAGUCACGGCUCACAAGCCCACACCACCAACUCACGCAUUUUCCUGCGUUUGGGGCAAUGGCCCUCAAGAACUCAAUCUCAUCAUUGCGAAAUGCACCCGUAUCGAGAUUCAUUUACUUACUCCCCAGGGUUUGCAGCCUAUGUUGGAUGUGCCGAUAUAUGGAAGAAUUGCAACGCUUGAACUCUUUCGACCUCAUGGUGAAGCACAAGAUCUUUUGUUCAUUGCAACAGAAAGAUAUAAAUUCUGUGUUCUUCAAUGGGACUCUGAGGCAGCUGAGGUUAUUACAAGAGCAAUGGGGGAUGUCUCGGAUCGUAUAGGUCGUCCUACAGAUAAUGGCCAGAUUGGCAUUAUUGAUCCUGAUUGCAGAUUGAUUGGACUCCAUCUGUAUGAUGGAUUAUUUAAGGUUAUUCCAUUUGAUAAUAAAGGGCAGCUUAAGGAAGCAUUCAACAUUAGACUUGAGGAGCUUCAGGUUUUGGAUAUCAAAUUUCUCUAUGGUUGCCCGCGACCGACAAUUGUUGUUCUCUACCAGGAUAACAAGGAUGCUCGUCAUGUCAAAACAUAUGAGGUUGCUCUGAAGGAUAAAGAUUUUGUUGAGGGUCCAUGGUCUCAGAAUAAUCUUGAUAAUGGGGCUGCUUUGCUCAUUCCAGUACCACCGCCUCUCUGUGGUGUUCUUAUUAUUGGAGAAGAAACAAUUGUGUAUUGUAGUGCCUCUGCAUUUAAAGCAAUCCCAAUUAGACCUUCCAUCACAAGAGCCUAUGGAAGGGUUGAUGCUGAUGGUUCUAGAUACUUACUUGGUGAUCAUGCCGGACUUCUUCACCUUCUUGUUAUAAUCCAUGAGAAAGAAAAAGUGACUGGACUCAAAAUUGAACUCCUGGGGGAAACUUCUAUUGCAUCGACUAUAUCAUAUCUUGAUAAUGCAUUUGUUUAUGUUGGCUCAAGCUAUGGAGAUUCACAGCUGAUAAAACUAAAUCUCCAACCAGAUACGAAAGGUUCUUAUGUAGAAGUUCUAGAAAAGUAUGUCAAUUUGGGCCCGAUUGUUGACUUUUGUGUGGUUGACCUCGAGAGGCAAGGUCAAGGUCAGGUUGUAACUUGCUCUGGAGCCUAUAAAGAUGGGUCUCUUCGCAUAGUUCGAAAUGGAAUUGGAAUCAAUGAACAGGCAUCGGUAGAGCUUCAAGGCAUCAAAGGAAUGUGGUCACUUAGAGCAGCUACUGAUGAUCCCUAUGACACCUUCUUGGUGGUUAGUUUUAUUAGUGAGACGCGAAUUUUGGCUAUGAAUCUUGAGGAUGAGUUGGAAGAAACUGAGAUAGAGGGCUUUUGUUCCCAAGUUCAGACUUUGUUCUGUCAUGAUGCUGUGUACAAUCAACUUGUACAGGUUACUUCAAGCUCUGUAAGACUGGUCAGUUCUACCUCUAGAGAGCUGCGAAAUGAAUGGAAAGCUCCAGCAGGAUAUUCAGUUAAUGUUGCCACUGCUAAUGCCACCCAGGUUUUAUUGGCUACUGGUGGUGGUCAUUUAGUGUACCUAGAAAUUGGUGAUGGGAUAUUGACAGAAGUGAAACAUGCACAAUUGGAGUAUGAUAUAUCAUGCCUUGAUAUAAAUCCCAUCGGUGAAAAUCCCAACUGCAGUCAGCUAGCUGCGGUGGGAAUGUGGACUGAUAUAAGUGUUAGAAUAUUUUCUCUACCUGACUUGAAUCUCAUUACGAAGGAAAAUUUGGGAGGAGAGAUUAUACCACGCUCUGUUCUUUUAUGUUCAUUUGAAGGGAUAUCUUAUUUGCUAUGUGCCCUUGGAGAUGGUCAUCUCUUAAACUUUUUAUUGAACAUGAGCACUGGGGAGUUGACAGAUAGGAAAAAGGUGUCCCUUGGGACCCAGCCUAUAACACUCCGCACUUUCUCAUCAAAGAAUACAACACAUGUAUUUGCUGCAUCAGAUAGGCCAACUGUCAUUUACAGUAGUAACAAGAAAUUACUCUACAGCAAUGUAAAUUUGAAAGAGGUCAGUCAUAUGUGCCCUUUCAACUCUGCUGCUUUUCCAGACAGCCUUGCAAUUGCCAAAGAAGGGGAGCUUACAAUUGGCACGAUAGAUGAUAUCCAAAAGCUUCACAUCCGCUCCAUCCCUCUUGGGGAGCAUGCACGCCGUAUAUGUCAUCAAGAGCAGACUAGGACCUUUGCCAUAUGUAGUAUGAAGUAUAACCAAUCAAAUACGGAAGAGGCUGAAAUGCACUUUAUCCGCUUGCUAGAUGACCAAACCUUUGAGUUCAUAUCAACAUACCCACUUGACCAAUACGAGUAUGGUUGCUCCAUACUUAGCUGCUCCUUUUCUGAUGAUAAUAAUGUGUAUUACUGUGUUGGGACUGCUUAUGUUAUGCCUGAGGAGAAUGAACCAACCAAGGGACGGAUACUGGUAUUCAUAGUUGAAGAUCAGAAGUUACAGCUAAUUGCCGAGAAGGAAACCAAGGGGGCUGUUUACUCUGUAAAUGCCUUUAAUGGAAAGCUUCUUGCUGCUAUCAAUCAAAAGAUUCAGUUGUACAAGUGGAUGCUCCGUGAUGAUGGUAGCCGGGAAUUGCAGUCUGAAUGUGGGCAUCACGGACACAUACUUGCCCUUUAUGUUCAAACUCGCGGAGAUUUCAUUGUUGUUGGUGAUCUGAUGAAAUCAAUCUCCUUGUUAAUCUAUAAGCAUGAGGAGGGUGCAAUUGAGGAACGAGCCCGCGAUUACAAUGCAAAUUGGAUGUCAGCCGUUGAGAUCCUUGAUGAUGAAAUUUACCUUGGUGGAGAGAAUAAUUUCAACCUCUUCACUGUCCGAAAGAACAGUGAAGGUGCCACUGAUGAGGAGCGUGGCCGUCUUGAGGUUGUCGGAGAGUACCACCUCGGUGAAUUCGUCAACCGGUUCCGACACGGCUCUCUUGUCAUGCGCUUGCCAGAUUCCGAUGUGGGUCAGAUUCCAACUGUAAUUUUUGGCACGGUUAACGGUGUUAUCGGGGUCAUUGCCUCCCUUCCUCAUGACCAGUACCUCUUCUUCGAGAAACUCCAAUCAAACUUGAGGAAAGUGAUAAAGGGUGUUGGAGGAUUGAGUCACGAGCAAUGGAGAUCAUUCUACAAUGAGAAAAAGACCGUAGAUGCCAAAAAUUUCUUGGAUGGAGAUCUAAUCGAGUCAUUCCUUGAUCUGGGAAGGGUUCGAAUGGAAGAGAUAUCGAAGGCAAUGUGUGUUUCAGUGGAGGAGCUUAUGAAGAGAGUAGAAGAGUUGACAAGGUUGCAUUGAUAAUGUGACCUGGUUUGUCUCUGCACUUUUCUUUCUUUCUUUCGGAUUUGUUGUUAAAUCAAAUCUGUAACUUUCACUUCGUUUUCUGGUUAUAUUCUUGAUAUAGUCUUUAUGUUUGUAAGAUAAAUGUUUUCUGGAGCUUAGCCUACACAUAUGCUUGUAUGACCGACCCCUCUUAUCUCUGUUGGCUUUUUUACUUUAAUUUUAGAGUAAAUUACAAAUACACUUCUUGAUA